CACUUACGCAUAUAAAAAUAGAAAACAACAAAACAAACCUCUUACUUGGGAUCAUAUGUUCAAAACAUAUUUUUUUAUUACAUGCUCAUAUAAAAAAUUACAAAAAAAAAUCAGGGGCACCUUGCCAUUUUGGCUGAUCGAAAUUUCAUAUAUAAACACAGCAACAUGCAAAUACAAAUACAAACAUCAUACCAUCACAAAACAAUUAUCUUAACAACAACAACAACAAAAACAACAAUCCAGCAAUUCCAAACCAAGCUCUUUAUAAUCCAAGAAUGCUUCGUCUUACCGCCGUCAUCUUUACUCUUAUCGCUGCCGCUACUGCCAAUCAGUGCUCUGGAAACGCUGCCAUCUGCCCCAACAACCAAGACGGCGUCUCCUCGAGCUAUCUCCAGUGCGACAACUGGGCCAAGCAAUAUAUCACUACACCUUGCCCCGCUGGACAAGUCUGCUACGCUAAUCCCGCAGCUCCCAACUCCGUCAUGUGCGCUCCUCCAGGGUCGGGCAGUGUCCCUGGAACUGGCAAGUGCACUGGACACACGGCAAAGUGUGCAAACCAUGGACAGAGCGGCGCCUACUAUAGCUGCGAGCCAUGGGCUGGCCAGUAUGUCAACAACCAAUGUCCCGCUGGACUUAAGUGCUACAACAAUGAUGCCGGCACUGGUGUACAGUGCUACUAAGUAAAUCAUUUUCUACACCAUGCCUUUAUUUCUAAUUCAAUUGACAAGUAGACAAAUAAAC
Messenger RNA from Kickxella alabastrina, 741 nucleotides. RefSeq lists its product as uncharacterized. NCBI's taxonomy places the organism in Eukaryota, Fungi, Kickxellomycota, Kickxellomycetes, Kickxellales, Kickxellaceae. Bases 166 to 684 code for a protein of 172 amino acids. The record is from RefSeq and is a predicted model, not a curated record. The transcript has a single exon.